Molecule: messenger RNA, 1428 nt
Organism: Eufriesea mexicana
Lineage: Eukaryota; Metazoa; Arthropoda; Insecta; Hymenoptera; Apidae
Exons: 9
Coding region: 1-1428 (475 amino acids)
Source: RefSeq, a predicted model, not a curated record
AUGAUCUUGACAGUUUUUUAUAUGAUAGCAACUUCAAUUCAGUCAAGAAGAAUUUUAUUUUUAAAAACUCAUUUACGUAGUUUAUUUCAAGGAAAUGCAACCUCUUAUCCAUCCAUAAUGUUUUAUAACAAAACACUAGGUUCAUAUGAAGAAUCAAAAUCUGCCGUGAAUGAUUGUGAAAAUGAUGAAUUUAUGACUUCAUGUCUAUGUGUGAAUAAAAGUGAUGCUAGACUAGAAGAAUUAUUAUGGUAUUAUGGUGAUAUGAGAUUAUGCACUAUAUUUCCUCAACAAAAAGUUGAUAUCUCAAGUUGGUUAACAUACCACUAUGGAAAAACAUUUUUCCCUUUACAUACAAAUAACUGUAUUGGAACUUUACUACAAUCAGAGUACAAACUUUAUAUUCUCGUUGAAGUUGAUCUUGAAAGCUAUAAUCCUCUUGCUGUAACACAUGCUACAAAGGUCGAGGAUUACGGUUUAAUUAUUACGUGGACGGCAAAUAGAAAUAUCAAUUUAAUUAUAGAAUCUGAUUUAGACUUGGUCACAAAACUUUUUAUUGCAGCAAUGAAAGGGAAUUGUUACGUUAAUAAUGGCUUGUUACUGAAACGAAUAGAAACUGUCCUGGUAACAGGAAAGCCUUGUUUUUAUAAUAAUGAUGCGUUGAAUGCUACUCCCACUAAAAACAAAAUAGAAUGGGAAACGCACAGAGAAAAAUUAAAGUCCCUAAGCAACACUGCCAAAAUUGCAUCCGAGGAAUGCAAGUCGCUUGAAGUUAAGGACCUUCCAGGAUUAAUAGUGUAUCCAGAAAAUGCUGUAACGGGCGCAGACAUCGAAGUUAUGCAACGUGUGGUGUCAGACGAAACGAUAGGAAGCGAAAGUAGAAGUCAAGUUUCUACCCCAGUGUCAGUAAACAUUCUUCAACAUGAAACUCAGUCACUACAAGAUGAACUCUCAGAGGUUACAGACGAUACCACUGAAAUUCAAGGUGUUCCGCAUUCUGUUAGUAAAUCACUCGAUGCUUUCGACAAUUUAGAAGAUAAAACGAUCUUUUGUGAUGACAGAAGUUUGAAAGCAGAAUCAUCUAAAACAAGUUCGACAAAUUACAUGGCAGAAAUAGCUGCGAAAUUAUCACAUGAAGGAGUAAAACCACCAAAUGUUAUAAUAUAUGCUGAUAGUCUUAUUGCACGCAACAAUGUGAAAAGUGUAUUAGAAGAAUCUCUUGGCACAGAUAAGUAUGGUUCUCAGUCAGUGGUUAGUGCCAGAGCCACAUGUCUUGGACACAUGCUCAAAAAAUUUCACAGUGAUUAUAACUUUGGUUCUUUUGUUAUGCUGCCCACUAUGGCAAACAACGACAUUCUAAGAAAAUUAAAGUUAAAUAUUUGGUGGAUAAAAAUGUUUGCUUACCAGUCAGAGUCAAUCCUAGGUCCAUAA